Molecule: messenger RNA, 2990 nt
Organism: Owenia fusiformis
Lineage: Eukaryota; Metazoa; Annelida; Polychaeta; Sabellida; Oweniidae
Source: the annotation of a GenBank genome assembly
GCAAACAGAACUCAAACUGAACCAAGAAAAACUGUACCAAAAACGCAAACUCCACAAAAUCUACAAAAUAAACCAGAACCUAUUCACAAGUCAAGUUACAACUCUAACCAAGCUCAAAGGAAGAAAAAGAAGCAGAUUCGCCCUCUGCUCAAAAGUGGAACUCUUCAAGCCCGAAGGCAAGAACUUUCAGCUCACACUGCUCAUCUGGGGAUCAGGGACGUAAAACACACUGUGAAAUCAAAACCAACGUGACCACAAAGAAAAAAACUGCUGCAAUUCUGAAAAAAGAACAAAAAACAUAGUCAGCAUGGCUGCAAGUCCUCAGUGGAAGAAUUUCCAACCGCCAGUCGCCGAUCCAGCCAUCUUGUCAUUCCAACGCUCACCAGGGGUCUCUACCAGUCCUAUCAUCCAGCCUCCUGGUGGUGGAAAUACUGGAAUUCGUGAAACAGGAAUCGUAGAAAAACUUCUGCAUUCCUAUGGUUUCAUCCAGUGCUGUGAUCGUGAAGCGAGACUUUUCUUUCACUUCACAGAAUUUGCUGGUGACCUAGAUACUACUAAUGUUGGAGAUCCAGUAGAGUUCCAGAUGUCAUAUGACAGAAGGACAGGGAAACCUAUCGCGAUCUCCGUAGUCAAGAUGGAGGGAAGUGAUGUCACAGUCGAGAUACUUAGUGACGAACGUGUCAAAGGAACAAUCUUGUCUGAAGCUAGACAAGGAAAUAAGCUACCAAAUGGUCUCUCUGAUGGUAUGGGCCGAGUGAGUUAUGAACAAAGUGGAGAGACAUUCUUCUUGCCCUAUGGUAUAGAGGACCUGGAGGAUGGAUGUAAGAUCAAACCAGGAGAUGAGUGCACAAUGUUUGUCUCCACUGAUAAAAGAAAUGGAACCAUUCGGGCCAGAAAAGUCCAGAGUGCUGCCCCACCUCCUGUUGAAACACUAGAGGGCGUUGUCUGCUCCAUGAAGGACAAAUUCGGGUUCAUUGAACGUGCAGAUGCCGUCAAGGAGAUAUUUUUCCACUACAGUGAAUACAAGGAAGAUAUAAACAACCUGAGUCUUGGGGAUGAUGUGGAGUUUAAAAUACAAUGCAGAAAUGGCAAGGAGGUUGCAGUUGAGAUUAAGCCAUUGCCAGAAGGGACUGUUAUAUUUGAAGAUAUCAGUGUUGAGAGGUUGAAAGGGAAAAUCCAGAAAACAUUAAAAAGUAGCCAGGGACGUAGAACCAGCGAAACUUUCCCAGGAAGAAUUGUAUAUGAGUCUAAAAAUCAACAAACAGAGAUCCCAUAUGGGGACAAGGAUCAAACUGGUGACUAUACACUUCAACCUGGAGAUAUUGUAGCAUUUAACAUUGCUACUGACAGGAGGGACAAACUACAGAGAGCAACCAACAUUGAUCUGCUUGAAGAAAGCUUCACUGUUCAAAAUGAGGAGAGAGAAACUGGAGUUGUGGCCGCUGUUAAGGAUGGCUAUGGGUUCAUCAAGUGCGCUGAUAGAGAUGCCAGGAUGUUCUUCCACUUUAGUGAGAUGUUAAACACCAAGAAGCCACCAGCUGUCCAAGAUGAAGUGGAAUUUACUGUAGUGCAGGACCCCACAAGCGCUAACCGACAGAUAGCACUACGCAUGAAGCUGUUGCCUAAAGGUGCUGUCACCUUCCAGACUGUUGGGAAGGAUAAGUUUAUUGGUACUGUUGAGAAGGAGCCCAAUGGACACAGAAGCCCAGCAAAGACAGGGAAGGAUGAAAUAGGCUCAAUUAGCUGUGAGAUCAAAGGGGUUAAGCACUCCAUCACCUACCAGACAAAGGACGUAACGGACAUACGCAAUAUACCCAAAUAUGGAGAUCGGGUCGAAUUCCAAAUUCAAGAAGUAAAACGUAACAACACAAAAACUGCUGUUAACAUUAAGGUGCUAAGUCGUAACUCGGGUGGCGUCCAACGUGGAUUCAUCGCCACUCUGAAGGAUAAUUUCGGAUUUAUUGAAACGGCUGCCCAUGACAAAGAGGUCUUUUUUCACUUUAGUGCUUUCGAAGGAGAAUGCAAUGACCUUGACCUUGGAGAUGAAGUUGAGUACACACUUGCCAAGAAAACUGCCAAAGUCAGUGCUGAAAGUAUCAAGAAACUGCCAAAAGGCACAGUUGCCCCAGAGGAGCUGCAACAUGGCACCAUGGAGGGCAAGAUUGUUAGAUGCAUGAGGAUCAUCAAUCCUGAUCAGGAUGAAUACCCUGGCCUGGUGCAGGCCGGUGAUAUGCUUUUACCUUAUGGUAUCACUAGUCUAGCAGAUAAGAAAGAUUUCCUCCAAACAGGCGAUAAAGUGCGCUUCCAGAUUGCUAUAGUCAAGGCAACCAAUCAAAAACGUGCAACAAACAUUGCUGCCAUUCGAAAGUUUAUAAGAGCUAAAGUGGACUCUAUUAAGGGACAAUAUGGAUUCCUUACAUACGAGGCUGAAGGGGGAAAACGACUUUUCUUCCACAUGUCUGAGGUCCAUGAUGAUAAUGAGAUACAAACUGGUGACGAAGUGGAGUUUGUUGUUGUGCAGAAUCAGCGUAAUGGCAAAUAUUCCGCAGUUAGCCUCAGAAAAAUAAGCAACAAGCAAAGGCCUGAGAGACUCAUGAGUAGGCUAAAGAGUAUGUCCGAUGAUUCUGCUCCACGCGUCACCGUUAUCCGUCAACCGAAAGGACCCGAUGGAACAAAGGGAUUUAAACCACGUUCCCCCAGAAGCUUAACCAAUGGGAAUUAACUUUGUGUUUUCAAGUUACCGACACAAUCAAUGGGAAUCUCAAUGUUAAAUGUUGAACUGAAGGGGGAUUCUUUUGAUUCUACCCAUUCAGGAUAUGAAACUAAUGUUGGGGGAAGUAAUUGGGGCGGGGGCGUCAUACAGAAUUCGGAACUAAUCGUCAAAAUAAGAUUGUGGACAUGUCAUUAUCUUCUCAUACAUGUUGAAAUUAUGAGCUAGUCUAUAGUAAUCCAAUGCUUAUGGCGCACCUGUAUGAGAUGAUAGGGAUAAA